This is a messenger RNA of Juglans microcarpa x Juglans regia, 1280 nucleotides long. Its product is annotated as neuroguidin. The transcript is spliced from 8 exons. Gene Ontology annotation, biological process: maturation of SSU-rRNA from tricistronic rRNA transcript (SSU-rRNA, 5.8S rRNA, LSU-rRNA). The record is from RefSeq and is a predicted model, not a curated record. Gene Ontology annotation, cellular component: small-subunit processome; nucleolus. The coding region runs from base 121 to 1080 and encodes 319 amino acids. Lineage: Eukaryota; Viridiplantae; Streptophyta; Magnoliopsida; Fagales; Juglandaceae.
AAAUUGUUUUGGCCUAGCCUGGCCUACUUGGAAUGAUAAUAUUUUCGUGUUGGCUGUUUAAACUUUGAAUUUUCUUUCAAUGGGCAUCUGGCAGAUUGAUUGGAGAGCUGGAUUUGAAGUAUGGCGAGGACUACCAACUCAGGUCACGAUGAUCUAAUUACAAAAGAAGCUCCUCAGUUAACUGCAGUCCUGAAAGAAAUGAAGGAAGGGUUAGAUUCUGUAAGGAGUAAAGUUGAAGCUUUAACCACUAAGGUGAAAUCAAAUCAGUUUCCAACAGCAGAUGGGAUUAGCUAUCUUGAAGCCAAAAAUUUGCUUCUCCUAAACUAUUGCCAGUCAUUGGUCUAUUAUCUGCUUCGCAAAGCAAAAGGAUUCUCGAUUGAGGGCCAUCCUGUUGUUCGGAGCCUAGUAGAGACAAGGUUGUUUUUGGAAAAGAUUCGACCAAUUGACAAAAAGCUCCAGUACCAAGUCCAGAAGCUAACAAGGGUUGCCGCAGGUACAGCAGAAGCUGUAGGUCCGAGGGAAGAGUCGGAUGCUCCUCAGAAGGCAGAGGAUCUUUUGAAAUAUCGUCCGAACCCUGACAUGCUUGUUCCCAAAUCAGAUAUGACUUCCGAGGAAGCUGGCGGUGUGUAUCGACCCCCCAAGUUUGCCCCAACUUCUAUGGAAGAAGGUAAGAUCUCAAGGCAUGAAAGGAACGCCUCGAGAAUGGAGAAACAGAUCCUACGGCAAUCUAGGCAGAGUGAUUUCGUGCGUGGGCUGAUGAAUGACUUGGAGGGGAGACCUGAAGAGGUCAGAGAAAUUGUUGGACAUGAAAGUAGAGAGCUUGCUAGUCAUAUGGCAAAAAUGGAGAGGCGUGCGCAGGAAGAAGAAGAGCUUUUCACUCGUGCUCCUAUGACAAAGAUGGAGAAAAAGAAGGAGAAGCAUCUAAAGAAAUCAAGAAAUGGGUUGCUUGGACUGACAGACGGUUUCUAUGAUGAAAUCAAAACCUUACCACUAGAGGAUGAUGGCAGUGAGCAAGUGACAAGCUUUGAUAAUGGUAGCAAUAGAAUGCAAAAAUUUAAGAAGCACAAGAGGCGGCACUGAGCAACAACAAAAUUGGAUCUUUGGAUCUGCCGAGCAGCUGGGAUUUAAAGCCGCAUAGCAGUUCUGUACCGUUUAGGUGGUAAUUUAAUAUUUAAAUGGAUGCGGGUGGGGCAAUUUUGUUUACCAUGUGAUGUAAUAUUCCUGUCAAGGCAACUACCAAAGAAUAUUGUAGAGAAAAGAAACCUCCCUAAUUUUCCAGA